Phytophthora nicotianae INRA-310 is the source of this 879-nucleotide messenger RNA. RefSeq lists its product as hypothetical. NCBI's taxonomy places the organism in Eukaryota, Oomycota, Peronosporomycetes, Peronosporales, Peronosporaceae. The transcript has 3 exons. The record is from RefSeq and is a predicted model, not a curated record. Bases 1 to 879 code for a protein of 292 amino acids.
AUGGAGGUCUUGCUACGAGCUGCAGACGAGCGCAUCAGCUGGAACUCUACAACCCCAGACGCAUCAAAGUAUGUGUUCUUACCUGGUAUUUACACAACCGUGGCACCCCAAACUGCUCCAACACAGCCACAACAUCAAGAGGAUGGCACACAUGAUUUGACCAAGAUAGCUCCCCUCAAGUCUGCAUUGUCAAUUCGGUCCUCGAUAGCUCAACUACCGUCAUCACCUACUCCAGUGGUGACUGAUUCCGCUAGUGAAGGCGACGGGAGUAAGAUCCGGAUUAUACUUCAUGGUGACAAUACGUUCGAGUACGUGUGGACUAUGAAGCGUAGCGGUGUUCGUGCGAUGGAGUUUGCAGUGGAAAUGGAAGGAAGAUGGACCAAACCGGUGCUGAAUCGGACUCGGAGAGGCCAGGAAGACCAACGUGUCAUCCUCUCCGCACAGCGAAUCCGCUUCCAACGGUUGUCGAGCUAUGACACGGAGACCCAAACCUGGAAAUUGUGUCUAAGAACGCUUACACGUCACGGUUCCGACUGGGCUAAUGUCGGAUUAACCGAGCGUGGCGUGCCUCCUAUAGUCAUGACCUUCCAGUGUUUGACUGGGUGUUUAGAAAGCACAGGUGCCGCUCUUCCUGCUCAGAUUUUGUCGAAUUCACCUGCAUGUCGUAUCCUGGCGGGUCUCACAAAGAAGAUCGCCAACAAGCUGGGAGCACCCGUGGACGUGAUGACCGAAAAAUGGUUACCAGCUCGGGGUGUGCGCCUAGCUCUGACUGAGGACGCUGGAGGCGUGAAAGUCAAGCAGUUCAACCCUUUCUACUGCCUAGCAGACACACUGCGUAGCAACUGUCAGUCGGAGCCAUUUCCGUCAACCAGUGCUUAA